AGCUACAGCUACAGCCUCACAAAAAUACAACAUGCAAGUGACACUCAUUGCUCUGCUCUGCUGCCUGCUCGGCUCAGCCCUGGCCAUGCCGCAGCCCGAAAAGUUGGACGUGAGCAAGGCAUCGGCAUGGACCGAGCGUCCACCAUCGGGUCCGCCACCAGAGCAGCGUUUCCUGCUGGAUGGCGGCUACAACAAGGACAAGAACGGCCAGGAUGUCUGGGCCAUGGCUCAGGUGCCCGUCUACACCAGCGACGACAAACGUCACGAAUUCGAUGCGGUCGGCAAAUAUGGCCAACAUCUGGGCGGACCCUAUGGCAACAGCCCGCCUUCCUAUGGUUUCGGUGGCAACUACAGAUUCAGAUUCUAAGAUCUCUGCGAGAAUCUAAAGAAUUAUGAGCUUAACACAAUCGAGUCUUA
Molecule: messenger RNA, 417 nt
Organism: Drosophila hydei
Lineage: Eukaryota; Metazoa; Arthropoda; Insecta; Diptera; Drosophilidae
Product: diptericin A-like
Exons: 1
Coding region: 32-367 (111 amino acids)
Source: RefSeq, a predicted model, not a curated record